AUGCCGAAACCUACCUUUGAAAACAUCGGCUCUUACGAUGACCUCCGCGAGCUCCACCUCCUCCACUACAUCUACUCCCUCCCACACCUCUCCACCCUGCGCAACAACCCAGCAGCCGUCCUGCGCGAAAUCGACAACUUCUCCCAAGACACAGACAAACGACUCAUGACCAUCGGCCCCCAAAAGGGCGCUUUUCUCGCCGAUAUUAUAGCAACUCGCAAACCAUCCACAGUCGUAGAGCUGGGCGGGUUUGUGGGGUACUCUGCUAUAUACCUCGGUGAUGCGCUUAGGGCUAAUGGCGGGRAGAGGUAUUUGAGUUUAGAGUUGAAUCCCGUCAACGCGGCUGUUGCGAAUCUAUUAAUUGAGCUAGCUGGGCUGAGGGAUAUUGUUACCAUCCACGUCGCGGMAAGCCAUAAGACGCUUGCCGAGUUCGUCAAGGAUAAUGUCAUUGACCACAUCGAAGUGAUGUUGAUCGAUCACUGGAAAGAUCGAUACUUGCCCGACCUGUGGCUCAUGGAGAACUUGGGUUUGUUGAAACCUGGUGUCACGGUCCUAGCCGCGGAUAAUUGUCUCAGACCAGGUGCGCCGGAGUACCUGGAGUGGGUGAGAGCUACAACCAAAGAAAAGGAGGCAUUGUUGAAGAAAUAUGGGUUUGAGCCGAACGGAAAGUAUGUGAAAGGGGAGGAGUUGGUUAAAACCAUUAAAGAAGGAAAGAAGGACGUGGAGUUGGAGAAUGUGCCUGGCGACCCGACAUGGAUUUAUGAGACAAAAAUGACGGAGUUUGAGUUGGGGAAUGGACGACAUGAUGGUAUCGAGGUGGUCAAAGUAGUUGGCAAGGAGUGA
Talaromyces amestolkiae is the source of this 843-nucleotide messenger RNA. RefSeq lists its product as uncharacterized. The record is from RefSeq and is a predicted model, not a curated record. Gene Ontology annotation, molecular function: O-methyltransferase activity. The transcript is spliced from 3 exons. The coding region runs from base 1 to 843 and encodes 280 amino acids. NCBI's taxonomy places the organism in Eukaryota, Fungi, Ascomycota, Eurotiomycetes, Eurotiales, Trichocomaceae.